Messenger RNA from Quercus lobata, 1890 nucleotides. RefSeq lists its product as uncharacterized. The record is from RefSeq and is a predicted model, not a curated record. Lineage: Eukaryota; Viridiplantae; Streptophyta; Magnoliopsida; Fagales; Fagaceae. The coding region runs from base 1 to 1890 and encodes 629 amino acids. The transcript has 3 exons.
AUGGAACGCAUGGAAUAUCAGGGUGGUGAUUCUGGUAAGCCUCUCACUCCAGACCAUUUUGAUACUGCUUGCUCCCUUGAGAAAAGGCACGUCCCAAAAAUUGGUGGUCUUGAAGAUUUUCUUGCUUUUGGACACUUGUUCUCCAACGGUAAGAACAAAAGCCAUACUUGUUUUUGCGUACAUAAGGAAGACACGUUGUCCACCAAUACUGACGACCUUAUUGCAUUUUGGGCUCCCUUCCUUUUGGUACACCUGGGUGGACCAGACACUAUAACUGCAUUUGCCCUUGAGGAUAAUGAGCUCUGGCUUAGGCACUUCAUCAGCUUCAUAGUCCAACUUGCGGUGACUGUAUACGUCUUCUUGCUCACACUUCCUGAAAACAAGCUAUUCAUCCCAACAUUGUACGUGUUUGGGGCAGGAAUCAUCAAGUAUCUUGAGCGAACACUUGCCUUGUAUCUUGCAAGCUUGGGUAGGCUCCGAGAUUCCAUGCUUGGACAACCUGAUCCGGGGCCCAACUAUGCAAAGCUCAUGGCGGAAUAUUCUUCAAAGAAAGAAGCUGGACUACCAAUACAUAUAGAAUUGACACCAGAGCCAGAUAAAGAAUCAAAGCUUGCAGCUAAUAUGAAAGAAGGACCAUUAACCGAUCUUGAAGUGGUGACAUAUGCUUACCGCUACUUCCAAAUAUUCAAGGGACUCAUCGCUGACCUUACCUUCAGCCGCCGUGAGCGCAACAAAAGCCGAAAUUUUUUCCAGUCGAGAACGGCAGAAGAUGCGCUUAAAGUGAUAGAUUUAGAACUCAAGUUCAUCUAUGAAGCUUUCUAUACCAAGAUGGUGGUGGUGCAUAGUGUGGCGUGGUACAUAUUCCGGUUUAUAUCCAUUCUUUUCGUUUUGGUGGCCUUUGGAUUCUUCUAUUCCUUGGACAAGCAUGCUUUCGUGGACAUUGACGUCAAGGUCACCUACACUUUGCUUUAUGGUGCCAUAUUCCUGGAUCUAAUUGCUCUCAUCAUGCUCUUUUUCUCUGAUUGGACUGUUGCUUCUAUCCAUACAAAUUGGGCCACUUGGCUAUUUGGAAAGUGGUAUUUGAAGAUUGCCAAAGGAUAUCUUAAAGUAAAGGAGUUAAGGUGGAGUGCAGUCUCUGAAUCUGAAAAGAUUGAAGUAUUGAAUACGCGACGUUUGCUUCGCAGGAACCUUGUAAAUGAAUGCUCCUGUGGAGAUCCAAUUCCAACAAAGAAACUCCCUAAAAAGCUAUGGGAAUUUAUCUUUGAUGACUUGCUAGAGAAAUCCAAAGACGCCGUAGGUGAUGCAGAAACUACCAAGAGGAUACACUCAACUAGAGGUGCUUAUGCUAUCCAAGAAGGCAUUUUCGAAGUCGAAGAGCAGCAUCAAAAAACAAUAAAAAGAAUAACAGAGGACUAUAUCGAAAAUGUUGCCUAUGAUGUGACUCUUCUGUUGUGGCACGUUGCUACUGAACUCUGCUUUCAGGAAACCCAAAAAAAUGCUGGACAUGGAGACGAAAAAGAUGGCAAUUGGUUGCGGAACGUUGCUACUAAACUGAUCUGCUGUCUAAAACCCCAAGGCGAAACGGUCCUUGAAGGAGCCAGUGUUGGUGAGUACUGUGUUUAUAGCAAGCUCCUCUCAGAUUACAUGAUAUAUCUUUUUGUGAAGCAGCCUGACAUGAUGCCAGCGGUGGCUGGAAUAGGGAAAUUAAGAUAUAGGGAUACCUGUGCCGAAAUUGUAAAUUUCUUUAGCAGAAGGGGCAUAAAAAAAAAAGUCCGAAAGAAGCCUGUGACGCCAUCUUUGGCGUGGAUACAGAAGUUAGACCUGUUUAUGUCAAGGGAGAUAGAAGCAAAUCUGUACUGUUUGAUGCAUGUAUGCUGGCCAAAGAACUGA